CUUCUAUAGAGCAAGCUGGUCCUGUGAGUGAAAGAAGAUGGGGUCAGGCUGUCUGAAAGUUACCAAGUAUUUCCUCUUCCUCUUCAACCUCCUCUUCUUUAUCCUGGGUGCUGUGAUCCUGGGCUUUGGAAUAUGGAUCUUGUUUGACAAACUCACUUUCAUAUCAGCUUUGAAGACUUCAUCAGACUCGUUUAAGAUUGGGGCAUACAUCCUCAUUGCAGUUGGGGCUGUUACCAUACUGAUGGGCUUUCUGGGCUGUAUUGGAGCUGUCAAUGAGAUCAGAUGUCUUUUGGGUGUGUACUUCACCUGCCUGCUGUUGAUCUUCCUGGCUCAGAUUGCUGCUGGGCUGCUCAUCUAUUUCCAGCAAGACAGAGUAAAAAAUGAAAUGUCCACCGUGGUCCAAAGCUUGAUUCAGGACUACGACCCUGACAAUGAAGAGAAAAAGAACAUCCAGGAUGCAUGGGACUAUGUGCAGAAACAGCUGUAUUGCUGUGGCUGGAAUGGACCAAAAGAUUGGAUGAAUAACACACUCCUCAAAAAUGAAAGCUACGUAUCCUAUCCUUGUUCCUGCUUUUCCAACGAUUCAUCUUCUGGCUUCUGUACAAUGGACACUGCUAAUGGCACACUGGGCUCUGACUGGUGGCCUGUCCAUUCUAAGGGCUGCAUGGAUGGUGUGCAGAGCUGGUUAAGUGACAACCUUGGCAUCAUUCUUGGGGUGUGCACAGGAGUUGCUGCUAUUGAGCUGUUGGGCAUGCUGCUAUCCAUCUCACUCUGCAAGAAUAUACACAAUGAAGACUACACCAAAGUGCCAAAGUCCUGAGUCUGUUGACCCCAGCGCUGCCACACCAUAGAGCGGAGCAAAUGAAACAUUCCUGCCUUGUACCCAGGCUGUUCAGUCAACAUUGAAUAUUACUCCUGUGACAUCACACACUGCUAACACCACACUGCUAAGCAACUAUUGGAGCUGCAACAUGAUCUGAAUCUUCCUGUGACACCUGCAGGCCCUGGGCUACCCUUUCCUGUGUUUUUGAUGCUCUGAGGCAGGCCACUUAUCAGGGCAUCGCAUGAUGCAAGUUCAGCCUGAGGGAGAGGGUGGGGGGUGGGUGGGGUGGGAAGGAUUUGCUGCCUGGCCUAUGUUUAUGCAACCCUUUCCCAAUCUCCAUUCUCUGCUAGCCUAUUUGGUAUAACACAGCAUAGAAGAUUCUUCCUCCUCCCCCACUAGAUCUAAGACCCCCCCCAGUAAAUCCUCAGGAAGCUUCAGAGCUUGGCUUGCUGGUAGUGAUGCCUCGGAGUGACCACACAACUCCGCUUUUUUUUCUCUCACACCAACCAUUGCCCUUGGUUAGUUCUCCCUUUUUUUGAGGGGGGAGGUAAACCAAAUACUGCCUUUCACACACAUGCACUCUUUCUCUUCCUCAUUUGACCAGUGGAUAGAUAUCUCUAGAAAGAGUCGAGCCUGGCCAUUCCAAGUGUGGCCCCCUCAGCUUGUGACACAGCUGCUGAGCUGCUCUUGGAACAGGUGCAUGUGGGUUUUGGACUUCAUUAGCUGCAUGUCCCUCUCAUCAGCUGCCCCUUUACUGGCUCUGAGGCACUUUAGAGACUUGUAUAGUAUGGGCUCAGCCCAGGCUGGCUUUGCUGGUUGUAUUCUUGGGCUGCCAACUUUUAUAGAAGUGAUUUUUAUGUAUUUGCUGACUUUUAUAGAUCUGUGAUUUGUUAACUCUCACUUUUAAUCAUGUUAAAAUGGAAGUAUCUGUUGGAUUACUGGCUCUGUACCAAGGGUAGGGUGGUGGGGGGGCACCACUCCCAUUGGUGUCUUGAUUUAUGGACCCUUUUCUGGACUCGCUGAUCAAGAGCCCCUUUCCUACCUGUAUCUGGCCUGCUGGUUAAGUGGCAUAAGGUAUGGAAUCCUUGAUGCUGGUGCCUGGAUCAUACGUGUCCUGUAAAAGAUAGUGGUUUCAGCAGGUAUGCCAAUAGCAGUCUCUGCGUUGGUACAGGGAAACCCUAUUCUGUACCAGACAGCAGGAUCAUGGCCUUGAUUCUGACUGACCAGCAGCACUUACAAGAACUGACAAGUUGGUGGUCUAGAUAAAAGAUUCCCUCUUCCUUCCUUCCUUUUAGAAGCUGUGUUGGAAUCAACAGUCACACAGUAGCAUAAAAGGCUUGGAAAUGGGUGACUUCCUGCAGCGGUGCAUGGAAGUCAUUGUCUUAAAGGAGGUAAAAAGACCUUUUAUUUAGACUCUAGCCCUGGAGGGGAAAGAGACUAUCUUAAUUCUGGAUACAGGGUGCCUGAUAGGCAAGUAUACCUUCUUAAUGUGUACCAUGGUUCCAGGGAUGGUAGGGACCCCUUGUGCAAUGUCUUGGGAAUAGUCUGUAUAUGCCAGGUGCUAGCUGCUUGUUUUUUUGUGUUUUUUUUUUUUUUUUUCCCUUCUAGCAAGGGAGAAGUUGGAAGUUUUCCCCCACUCCACUCUCCCAAGGAUGGGGGGCUUGGCAGCAAAGCUAAAAACUGAAAGAGCCAUAUUAGCUAGGCUCCCUCUUCACCAAGGAUAUAAUCCUUCCAGGGGCAAUUAUGCACAGGUAGGCAGUUGGCAUGGGGAAGGUUGCGCUUUCUUUGCUUAGACUCUGUUGUGAUCUCCCUCCUCUGAACAGAUCUCCUCCAGCUGAACAUUUUGCUUUUGGGGGGACGUGCCAUUUCCUUUUCCUGAUAUUAGUAAAGUUAGCAUUGACCCCUUAUCUCUUGCACUAAGACUCGUUCCCUCCUGUGUUUUUAUUUGUUCGGUUCUUGUUCUCUGUUUUUGAUUUCCCAGUGCUGAGCAGAAAGAAAAUGGAGCCCCCUGCUGGGUUUCUUCUUCUCUCCCUCUUCCUCUCCCCCCCCCCUCCCCCCAACUUUUUAAGGAAGCUCUUCCCACUGGAAGAAAUGCAUGUACAGAUUUAAAAAAUAUAUAGGGUGGGGUAUUUCUAUAAUAAAGAGAUUGGCUAAAAAAAAAAAAAAAAA
Messenger RNA from Alligator sinensis (Chinese alligator), 2992 nucleotides. RefSeq names its product CD82 molecule (gene CD82). NCBI's taxonomy places the organism in Eukaryota, Metazoa, Chordata, Crocodylia, Alligatoridae. Bases 38 to 820 code for a protein of 260 amino acids. The transcript is spliced from 9 exons. The record is from RefSeq and is a predicted model, not a curated record. Gene Ontology annotation, cellular component: membrane.